Messenger RNA from Musca vetustissima, 875 nucleotides. RefSeq names its product inositol monophosphatase 1-like. The transcript has 3 exons. The record is from RefSeq and is a predicted model, not a curated record. Lineage: Eukaryota; Metazoa; Arthropoda; Insecta; Diptera; Muscidae. The coding region runs from base 15 to 875 and encodes 286 amino acids. Gene Ontology annotation, molecular function: inositol monophosphate 1-phosphatase activity. Gene Ontology annotation, biological process: inositol metabolic process; signal transduction; phosphatidylinositol phosphate biosynthetic process.
AAACAAGAAAAAACAUGACCAGUCAAGCCAUUAUAAAUGAAUUGUAUGAUUUCAUUUAUCCACUGGCCUUGCGGGCCGGUGAAAUCCUAAUGGAAGGCUAUAAUAAAGCCUCCAAGUGUGUCAAUAUUAAAAGUGAUUUCUAUGAUGUGGUCACCGAUUAUGAUAAUCGUAUUGAGGAAUUCUUAUGGUCGGAAAUUUUAAAAAAAUAUCCACAACAUAAAUUUAUUGGCGAAGAGGAUACGGCAAAAAAUGAUAAUAUCUGCAAGGAGUUGACAAAUGAUCCGACAUGGAUUAUUGAUCCCAUCGAUGGUACAUCGAAUUUUAUUAAACAAAUCCCGCAUACAUGUGUUUCCAUUGGCUUGGCCAUAAAUAAAGAAAUAGUGCUGGGUAUUGUCAAUACACCGGCUCAGGGUAAAAUCUAUACGACUAAAUUGCAUCAGGGAGCAUUUUGUAAUGGUCAACGGAUCGGAGUUAGUCAAUGUGAAAGGGUGAAUGAUGCAAAUGUUGGCUAUGAGGUCUCAUUGUUACAUGCCUCCAACAUUCGGGAUAAACAUAUUAAACGGAUUUAUUAUAUUGGGGCUCAAUCAAGAAGAUUACUUUCAUAUUCAUGUGUUGUCGACUCGCUGUGUAUGGUUGCUGCAGGUCAUCUAGAUGCUUAUCAUGUUGAGGACAUGUAUCCAUGGGAUUGUGCUGCCGGUUAUUUGUUGAUCAAAGAGGCUGGGGGUGUGGUAACACAUCCAUAUGGCGGGACAUUUGAUAUAAUGAAACCCGAUCUAAUAUGUGCCAGUACUGAGAAAUUACGUGGCGAAAUUGAAAGUCUAAUACGUAAAGCAGAUCAAACGAAGACUGUUGGAGGUGGGGAGGAUGAAAAGUGA